AUGCUAUGCCCACCGUCCUUCACCACCUGCGUCCAGUGGCUCUGGGCGCACGGCUCCUAUCUCGCCAGACGGCGCGUCCUCGCCCGAAUUCUCUCGACAUUUAUCUGCGCCCUACUCAUCGUAAUCCGGCCGUUUUCGCAUUUAGGCGGCUCGUCCGCCUUCUUGGUACUCACCCUCAAGGAACUCGUCUUUUCCGUAAACGAGACGCUUCCGCAACAGCUCGAGGCCACGUUUCUCAACCUCGCCGGCGCCUUUAUUGGGAUCGGCAUUUCGACGCUCGCACGAUACCUCUCCGCCCUACGACCUGACGACUCUGCUUCUGCCCGUGCUAUCCCUGCUAUCUUCCUCGUGCUAUUGGCCUUCUUCGCCGGCCUCGCCAAAAGUGCUCUGCCACGCUUGCUCGCUUCAGCCCGCAUAUCAUGCUUCCUCGCCGUCUUCAUCCUAUCCACCAAUCCCGGCCUCUCAUCCCGCACGCUCGAUCUGCCCAAAGAAUUCGUCUGGAUCGCGCUCACGCCCGCCGUCGUCUGCCUAUUCAGUAGCUUUGUAUUCCUCCCCUGGUUCCGCGCCCCCUUCGCCGAUGACGUCGCGGGCGCGUUCCAGCUUCUCCAUUCCGCAUUGGAACACCGUAUGGCAGAGGCAUCAAUCGACUUCAGGGUCGUCGACCCGAAUGAAGAAAAGAAGACACCCACAAAAGUCGACCUCCCGCAAAUGGCCGCCAUACGUCGAACGAGCCCCUCUUCCCAAGCCCUCCUGCAAAAGUCCAUACAACUGAAUGCAUCAUACGCGCAAGCGAACUUUGAGCUCAGAAUAGGGAGACUGAACGUCAAGAGGCUGAAACCGCUCAUAGCGAGCGUGGAAUAUCUGCGCCGCGAGCUCACAUGGGGAAAAUCGACGUACAAGCACCGCCACCAUUCCGAAACGAUCGCGACCCUGCAGCCGGCGGCAUUGCAGCUGAGCAGGGUCGUGCUCGAGGCGCUUGAUGUCGUCCAGAACUCUAUCAAGGCGACGUAUAAGUAUCGGCUGUUCGGUCAUCCGACGUUCGAGGAUGAGGUUAGGAGCGUGCAUGCGCUUAGAACGAGGUUGUUGGAGGCGAGGGAUUAUGCGAGGGAGCAGUUGAAGGCGACUUCGAGCGUAUCGCGGCAUGGGCUGUCGCAGGAGCGCUCGGAUUACUGUCUUUUCCUGAUCUCGCUGCUUCAGAUGGCCCAUGAAUGCCGACAAGCCCUCGAAAUCGUCCGUGACCUCCUCACAACCUACAACAAGACCCCAACCCGUCUCUGGACACCCCAUCUCUCCCGCGGCUGGCUCGGCGUAAGCCCACACCAAGUCGUACCCGAAGAACGGCCCGACAUCCCCGACGACCCCAUCCCUCUCGCUCCAGUACGCCGCCUGAGCGUCACAGAAGCCCAAGCUGGAAUUCUCGAGCACCGCGCCUCCUCCGCCAGUACCGCCGACGGCCUGUUCGAUCCUCGCGCCACGUUCCGCGCACGAUACGCCCACCGACUGCGGAGCGGGUAUCGUAGCUGGUGGCCUCCGCACAAACUAUGGCAGUCUGACCUCGUGCUGAACCUUCGCCUUCGCAUCGCGCCCUUCAUACGCAGCGUCUUACACUCCAAACACCUGCAACACGCGUUCAAGAACGCGUUGGGCGUCGGCUUGCUCAGUAUUCCCGCCUUCUAUCCCAUCAGCAGUCCGGCGAGGAUGGCGUGGGAGGAGAUUAGAGGGCAGUGGAUGGUCAUCACGUAUGUCUGGGUGCUGGAGACGAAUACGGGUGCAACAUGGAGGGUUGGGUAUCUUCGUCUAUCCGGAACCAUCAUCGGCGCUACUUAUGCUUUCAUCACAUGGCUCAUCUGUCGCACUAAUCCGUUCGGUCUUGUUGCUCUCAUCACUUUCGCGGAUGUACCCAUUAGCUAUAUCGUCACUCGCACUUCUUUCGCUUCCCUCGGUGUUGUCUCGUCUAUCACGCUACCACCCAUCGCUUUCGCGCAAUUCAUGACUCCAGAUCUGACUACCCCUGUUAUAAUACUUGCCUCAUACCGAGCUGCUAUGAUCGCCGCCGGCAUCGUCGCCGCUCUCGCCGUCAACAUGUUCUUAUGGCCGCGUCACUGCCGUGUCCUCUUCCUUGAGAGCACCAGCCAGACCCUCGGUCUCCUGAGCCAGUUAUACCUCAUGCUAGGACGUGACCUCUUCCUACGUAGCUUGUCCUAUCACCCGCGUGACCACCGCAAGCUUGUCAAGCUCGAACUACACAUCCGCAACUCCCUCUCCCGUCUGUCAGCCCUGAUCGUUACCAUGGACGACGAGCUCAGUCUCAUGCCCAAACCGAUGAGCAAAUACCGCCAAACAGUCGAGAACCUCCAAGCCGUACUCGACAUCAUGACCGGCAUCCGCAAAAUCCGCGAAAACAUCCCAAUCCGCGAAACCGUCGCCCCAGUCCUGGCCGAACGCCGCGAAUUCGUCUCGACGAUCUGUCUCUUCCUCUACGCCAUCGAGCACGCCUUCCGCGCGCGCCAGCCCCUCCCCCAAUUCCUCCCAUCGUGCCGCGCGGCUCUUCUGAAACUGCUCACGCAUAUCGAGGCGGCGAUAUGUCAGGGCCAGUCGCCGGGGAGUCCGACGAGCGCGAAUCCGAGCUCGGAUCUGAGUUUGGUUUAUACGCUCGCGGAGAGCGAGGUGUUGAAGGAUCUUGUGGAUGCUGUCGAGGGUCUGCUGGGGACGUGUAGGGUGCUGUUCGGCACUGCUACGUGGUUGAAGGACGAUCGGUAUAAGUUCGCGUUGGCGGGCGGGUAUGAGGAUCUUAGCGAGACGCCUAGCGCUGCUACCAGCAUGCUCCAUGUGGAUCAUAGCCAUCAUGGGUGGUACAGCAACUGA
This is a messenger RNA of Peniophora sp. CBMAI 1063, 2865 nucleotides long. The record is from the annotation of a GenBank genome assembly. Lineage: Eukaryota; Fungi; Basidiomycota; Agaricomycetes; Russulales; Peniophoraceae.